Caenorhabditis auriculariae is the source of this 6871-nucleotide messenger RNA. Lineage: Eukaryota; Metazoa; Nematoda; Chromadorea; Rhabditida; Rhabditidae. The record is from the annotation of a GenBank genome assembly.
AUGGAGAUCCAUUUCGAGGGCGACGCCGAGGAAUGUCGCGCCACUGUGAAAAAGUCCAGCGAAGGCAGCUAUGUGCAGAAAGACGCGGUUCGACUCCAGAAUACGUUCAAAAAUAUGUUCAAAGCUUUCGUUGCGAAAAAAAAAUAAGAAUGUACAUGGAGGACUUUAUGAGCCGUUUGUUGUAGCAUUUUAGAUCUCUAACGCCUUUUCAAACGUUUUUAAACUUACUAGCCACCAAAAAUUCAAUUUUAAUCGUGUAAUAGAAUCGGAACUCUUGUCCUGUAAAUCAAAAAAAAAGUUAUCUUAUUUUUGAAAAAAAGUCACUUGAAAAAAAGUCGAAUAUUGAGAUAACCGCUGAAAAAAUAUGAGUUAGAUUUCUAACAAGGCUGUCGCCAAACAGUCGUUCAAAAUCUGACCUCAUUUGGCGCUGAAAAAAGUAUAUUUCUGGUAUACAUUGAUUGUUUUGAACUAGAUACACGAAAAAAGGGUGUGAAAAAUUUUCCAGUUAUGUAUGUUGUACAGGUUCUUUUCAUAGUAAAGAACCACUUUCAGAAAUUUGGGGAAGAAAAAAAAAUCAUAUUCUCACGUUUCUUGAAGUUUAAUGAAUUCUAAAAAGAAAUAGUAAAUUUUUCUCUUAAUGAAAAUAACUGUUUCAUUUUUCAACCAUUCUAUCGGAAUAACACGGUAAAAAUUGCCAGGUGCUACUGGAAUACAAAAGCUCGGACGGCACGGUCGGCAGGAUAAAAACGCCUUCAGAAGGCGUCGUCAGAUUCACCGCCGGACUUUCUAGAGGCGUCGCCUUGGUCAAGGUUUUCUAUCCUUUUUUUCCUGGGAUUCUCUUGUGAAUUUUUUUAUUUAUUUUUUUCCAUUUUUUUCCAGGGGCAAUUGAUCGCGAAAAAUCGAAGAAUGCACCCAUGCGAUCGUCAUCAAGGACAUGUGUGCAACUUGUGGAAAAAGACUUGCGACAGUAAGAUUUAUUUCUGAAAAAAAUGCGAAAUAUUUUUUUGCGACUUGAAAUUUUCCAUAGUAGCAACUUUUUACUUUUUAUAAUAUAAAUCAAAAAAACGAUUUUAGUUCGUAAACAAUAUCCAUUCGAACAAGUAGAAAAAAAUUGAAAAGAAUUGAAAAAUUUUGUGUAAGUAUGCUCGAUAGAAAGAUCCAUAGUUUGUGGUUUUUUUUUUUCGAAGAAAGCUUAUGUUCGAAGUUGAUAUGGGGUUUCAAUGCUCAAAAAAGGGCAGUUACAAUGGUUUCGUAUGUGAAUCGUCCUCAGAAGAGGCGGCCGAGCUGGCGAGCGGCUGGAAUCCUCCUCGGCCAACGUUUCCAUGAUCCAUCACGUUCCCGAACUCAUUGUUUCCGACAAGGUUUCCGUCUUUUCCGCCAAAAUUCAAAUUUUUUUCAGCUGGCGAAGGAAAUUGGCUCGCAGGACGAGAACAAUCUUCUGGCGACUCGAAAAUUGGUGCUCCUAGUCGAUUUGGAUCAGACCAUCAUUCAUACGACCAAUCGGCCGAUGAAGCUUGAUAAAAAGAAGGUGAGAAGUCGUCAGAAAAGGGGAAUCCCCCCAAGAGGUCAUUUCCGUGGGAAGUUUGCAAUUUUCUGAAGGUUCACUCAAACACUCGGAAGGUGGAGAUUGAGAUUCCUGACCUACACAAACUUUUUGCGAUGAUUUUUACGAUUUUAACACAAACUUGAAUAUUUCUUGAGAUUGAAUGUCUCAAAAACUAACAAUUUUCGCAGGUGGAAAUUUUCAUGAAAAACAAACCUUCAGGGACUUUUUGGGAAAGUCUUCAGAAAAUUCUAGACCAAAUUGACUUAUCAUCUUCUUUCUAGCUCCUGAAAGUUAUUUUUCCAAAUAAAGACAAAAAUCUGCGUGUUCAGCACUCGGAUAUUGUUCGAUACGAGCUGAUGGGCGGCAGAUACAUGACAAAACUUCGGCCCAACACGACGAACUUCCUCCAGAAGCUCAGCGCCUUGUACGAGAUGCACAUCGUGACCUUCGGCCAGCGACAGUACGCUCAUCGGAUCGCCGAGGUCAGCAGAAAACUUUGAAACUUUUAUUCCGUCUUCAGAGUAGGCUCUCUGCUGAAUCAUGGAAUAAUUGAAGAGUUGUUUGUCGGUUCGCGAUAAUGUCGUUGAUCAAGCAUAAACGGUGCGUAGAGCAUCUCGUCUCUCUUGCCAUAGUAGUAGACGAGUUUCGAGCGUUUCCGACGAUCACUGCUUCUUCAUGUAGGAACAGUAAGGCGCCCACCUUGUCUAGAGCUGGCGAGCGUCCGAUUUUAUCAGGCGAAAGCCGAAAUGAAGACGAAACACUCCGAACCUGGAAUCUCCGAAGCUCGAAAAGCGUGGAAAAACUGCAAAAUUUUCCAAAGAAAAAUUGAGCUGCAAUCUUUACUAUUUUUCAAUUUGACAUGUGCGCAGUCAACGAAUCGCAUCGAUUGAGAUGAGAUAAAGUAUGCUAAAAUUUAGGGAGUAUAUUCUUUUUUAAACAUACGGUAUCUUUGUUAUAGUAAUAUUUCUUUACAGCCAGAGCAAAAGAUCAUGUACAAAAAUGGCUUUUUCAAAAACGAGCCUGAAAUAAAUGAAUAAAAAGCACUGCCACCCUCCUAAUGUGUCUAAAAAUAAAGAGCGCAACACAUUUAGAGGCCGGGCGCCCUCUAAUAAAUACAUGGCCCCUUUAGCUUUCUCACUUUUCUCAGCCAAUCUUCAAGUACCCACUUUUCAGAAAGUUACCCGAGAAACUUCCAGAUCUUGGACCCGAAUCAGAAGAUUUUCGGACAUCGAAUUUUGUCUCGCGACGAACUUUUCUCGCCUCAACACAAAACUCGAAAUCUUCAAGCCUUAUUUCCAUGUGGAGAUAAUCUUGUAGUGAUCAUCGAUGAUCGGGCUGACGUCUGGCAAUAUUCAGAUGCUCUUGUUCUGGUAAAUUUAUCAGAGAGAUCCAAAUUUCACCUUGCAACUUUUUUUUAGAUCAAGCCUUACCGGUUUUUCAAAGAAGUUGGUGAUAUCAAUGCCCCCAGUGCGGCGAGGGGAAAGGAGCAGACGUUACCUGUCGAAAUAGGUUGAUUUUAGUUUUUAUCUCAUUUCUCAUAAGAUGAGUAAUUAUUCAGAAGAUGAAGCUCACAAAGACAACAUCCUGGAAGAAAUGGAGAAAGUCCUGACGAAUAUCCAUUGCAAAUAUUACGAACUUCACGAUGCCAAGCCCAGCAGCGAUCCCUUGUAUGACGUGAAGGUAAGAGACAAAAAUAGUAUUAUUUUGUUCCAUUUGUGGUCGCAAAUGAAAUGGCUCCCUGAAAUGGCCUUCGGUUGUAUUUUUGCAACAGUUGAACUUUUUUUUUUCGAUUCCGUCCUCUAGCCAGAACCUUUCAUACAGAAACUGAAUAAAAACCUACAAUGUAUUUUUUUUAUUCCCCGAUUGUGGGAAUAAUGAAACGUAGGAACUCAUAAAAUCUUGUUAAAGUUUUCCGAGAACGAAUUUUCAAAUUAAGAAGGUGUUUUCGAAAAGUUUCCCGUUUUCUUAAUGCUUCUUAAUAAUUGCGAAAAUUUGAAAGGUUUUCUGAUUCUAUUUCACGAAUGUUUCCCUCACAUUCGCCUUUAAUUCCAGUUUUAAAACCUUGAAUUUUUCUUGUUAUAAACGGAAAUAAAAAGGCUGUUCGGAUCUUCAUUAUAACAUUGAAAGGCAUAACCGAAAUCUGAUUCUCCAGAGUGUGAUAAAUCGUGAACGACGAAAGAUUUUGGACGGAGUCAACAUUGUGAUGUCCGGAAUAGUACCUGUUGGAGAAGCGAUGGAAAACACGGAGGCCUAUCGUCUCGCCGUUCAAUUCGGAGCUGCGGUUUUCAACUCUCCUCCUUCUUCUAUUUUGUUGAUUUCAGGUCGCUGCAACUGUUUCGCCUUCUGUGACGCACGUUGUUGCUGCGCGGUGGGGCACGAAGUCCGUUUUUUUCUAUUUCAUGAUUUUUUGACCAGUUGUGGUUGAUCUUUCCUGAAAGAUUUUGAAAGAAGUAUGGAAAAUUAGAAAAUCAGCCGAAAAAAGUUUGACUGUCCAAACUUCUGCGUUUUUGUCAAAAAUUCAAUAAGUAUGUGAUAAGAUGAUAUACUUUUGAUGCCGCAACGCGUGAAUUUGCGUUGAAAUGGAACUGCUCUGAGAAUCUUUUUGAGAGUCAUAUAAGCUAUUUUAUUUAUUCGACUCACAAGGAAAGUGUCUGGGGUGAACAUCGCAGAUCUGCUCCAAACUUCUGUGGUAGAUGUUCCCAGGUAUGAAUACUCUAAAAUGAAGAGAAAUAUCUGCUAACCAGGAAACGUUUUUUACCCCCCGGUUGAACUUUCGCUGAAACUUUGCUCGAGUGUACUUUAGGACCUCCUGAUUCCAGAACAAGAAAAACAUUUCUCGCAAUAGAUCUGGUUUCUGAGUUUUGGAGCUUCAAAGUGUGCAAAAUACGCAAAUUAGGCCAAAAAAGCGCUAUUUCGGGCUUUUGAAGUGUCCUAACUCGAAAACGAGAUCUAUUGCGAGAAAUUUUUUUCUUGUUCUGGAAUCAGGAGGUCCUAAAGUACACUUCAGCAAAGUUUCAGCAAAAGUUCAACCGAGGGGUAAAAAACGUUCCCUAGUAAGCGCCUUAGAGUGUUGGGAAACAGCCUGUCGAAAAUGUACAGGAAAAGCUCAAAAGCUGAUUUUCUUUGGUUUUUCGAUUUCUUAAACUUCUACUUGUAUUCACUUCAUAUUUCUGCAUUAUAAAAAAAAACAAAAAAUAAUAAUAAAGCACGAAAAUUACGAAAAAAAAAAUCAAGAAAAAUGGCUCUUUUAAAUUAGUAAGCGAAAAAAAAAAACCGAAUUCGUUUUUGAGCUUUUCCUGUACAUUCUUGACAUGCUAUUUAUCCUAAGGCGCUUAGCAGAUAGUUCUCUUUGUUUUCGAAAACACAUACUACCUACAAACAGAAGUUUGGACCGUAUCGGUGGUAUGAAAAAAAGGACCAGCGAAAAUUCAAACGACGACUUUUCCGAUUUUUUCAUUUCGCUAGGGAACUUUCCGACGGCCACCUUUCCGACGAAUCCCUUUCCGACUUUUUUCCCUUAUAUUUUUCGGUUUAUAAAACAUCUAUAAAUAUUUUUUUCCUAUUUCUUUGUGUUUUAUUCAUGAACCAACUACCUACUUUAUAUAGGAAGAUUUAAAACGAAGAUUUUAUCGAGAAAAAAAGUCGGAAAAAGAUUCGUCGGAAAGGUGGCCGUCGGAAAGUUCCCUAGCGAUAUGAAAAAAUCGGAAAAGUCGCCGUUUGAAUUUUCGCUGGUCUUUUUUUCAUACCACCCCGUAUCUGCGAUGUUCACUUCACACACUUCUCUUGUCAAACACAAAUAUACAUAAUUCCAUUUUCUCUUAAUCGUUUUUUUUUUCAUUUCAGCAAAGUUUACGCGGCGAAGAAACUCGGAAUUCACGUCGUGUCUGUCUUUUGGCUCUAUGCUUGCGUUGAGAAAUGGGCCAAGGUAAGAGUAAUUUGAUCAGUUGACUGCAAAUCGAACGGCUCUUUUUAGGUAGAGGAAGAAGCGUUCGAAAUGACAGAGGACACGGUAGCGCCGAAGGGCCGGCCCUUGGGAAGCAAAUUUAUCGAUUUGGCCAAUGUUAGCACUAUCGGCAAAAAUGCCAUUGCCGAUAUGAACUCCGAGGUUUUCUAGGUUCCUUUGUAGAUUGAUUUGAAGGGAGAGAAAAACCGAGAAAGCUAUUGUUUUGCAAAUGCCCCUGACAAGGAAGGUCAUUUCUUUUUGGUUGGGAUCAUCAUUAUAGCUGCAUUAUACGAGCAACUGGAAAACUGCCAGACGUUCAAACAAAUUUGACAGCAUAGAUCCUUCAUUAUCACCUUUUUUUGAAAUUUUUUUUUUUUAAACUUCAAUAUGCUGUUUUCAAGAAAUUUAAGAAAAGAAAUCCUCUGGAUGUCACUGGUAAAGUUUUUUUUUCAAAAAAACAUUUUGCUUCAAUGAAUUUUCUCCCUGUUUAUGAGAUGAAAUUCAGAAUUACGUUUUAAAAAAACGGAGUACUGAGCAAAAAAGUAGCGACCCCGCAAAUGGGCGGGCCUUGGCGGCCCCUAGCUAUAGUACUCCCUAGACGUAGGUUCUCUACGCAAACAUUGUCUCUACGCAGAAUUGCAUUCUGAAAAAUUGGAAACUGUGUUUAAAAUCUAAUGAGGUCUUUCGUAGCUUUUCGGUGCCUAUCUGCUUUCUUUUAUGGUGUACUAUUCAAAAUAACCAAAAAUCCAUCAAUUAGUGCCUUCUAAAGUUUUCAUCCGCAAGUGCGUCAAGAUUAAUCUUUUUUCAAAGAAAUAACAUGUUUUCUUCCCACAACAGGUUGACGAGGCUUUGUCUGAAGACGAUGAAGACGAAGAAGAAGAUGACGAGCCGUCAAGCAGCGGCGAGUCCAGCAAGCCAGUUGCAAGUCAGAAGACGUCGGAUCAGGCUCCUGAAUUACGAACUCCAGUCAAGCACAAGACCGACGACGGCGACGAGGCUGAAUCGGCGAAGAGGCGCAAGCACGCGCCCGAAGAAGAGUAUGAGAGCUCUCCUGAAGUGAGAUUCUCAUUCUUAAGUUCCACCAUCUUCUCAUUGGUUUUCAGGAGUCUGAUGACGACAACGAACCUCCGAUGAGCUACCGCAAGCUCGUUUCCAAGUCGAAAAGAGAGGGGCGGAUGGUUGAACAAGAGGAAAAGCUGGAAGUCGAGGAGUUCGCUCCGAAGACGUCUGGAAACGAGGAAGACUCUGAAGAGGAAGCCAAAGAAGACGUCGAGUCGGAUGACGUCAGCGGCGGGUCGACCGAAGACGAAGACGACGAGGAGAUGGACAGCAUGGCGGCUCUCAUCGAGAGGCAGAUCAGCGGCGUCGAAGACCCGUCUUGA